Molecule: messenger RNA, 477 nt
Organism: Rotaria sp. Silwood1
Lineage: Eukaryota; Metazoa; Rotifera; Eurotatoria; Philodinida; Philodinidae
Source: the annotation of a GenBank genome assembly
AUGGCAUCUGAUAUUGAAAUAGAGUUAAAUGAAACUCAGUUGAGAGUUAGUUCUGUUCUUAAUAAAGACAAUAAGAAUUAUGGAAAGAAAAAUUUAAUUGAUGGUAAUGAGGAAACAUGUUGGAAUUCAGAAGCAGGUUCUCCACAAUGGAUACAGAUUACUCCUAUGAAAUGUAUUACAUUGAAUAGUAUUGCUAUUAAGUUUCAAGGAGGUUUUGCAGCAAAACGAUUUGUUAUUGAAGAUCGACAACAAGAUGGAACAUUUACAUCAAUUGCUGAAUUUUAUCCUGAUAAUCAUGGCAAAUUACAAAUAUCCUUUUUUUAUUUGUUCUAUCUGAUAUUCUUAUAUGUAAACGUCUUUCGUCUACCAACAGCACAUGUCAUCGAUCAAGUUCCAUUUCGUUUAACAUUUUAUGAUAGUUAUGACACAUUUGGAAGAAUUAUUAUUUAUGUUUUAAAAAUUUAUGAGAAUAAAUAA